This is a messenger RNA of Fulvia fulva, 1368 nucleotides long. RefSeq names its product Methionine aminopeptidase 2-1. NCBI's taxonomy places the organism in Eukaryota, Fungi, Ascomycota, Dothideomycetes, Mycosphaerellales, Mycosphaerellaceae. The record is from RefSeq and is a predicted model, not a curated record. The coding region runs from base 1 to 1368 and encodes 455 amino acids. The transcript has 6 exons. Gene Ontology annotation, biological process: proteolysis. Gene Ontology annotation, molecular function: metalloaminopeptidase activity.
AUGGGCAGCAAAAGCCCAGAAGGGCAUCAACAAGGUCCUAGAAAACAUGGUUCGCCCGACUUCAAGCCAGCCCAGGUCAUUCCUGGCAGCAGCUUCAAGGGCUCUAGCGCAGCGGAUCUGGCCAGUGGCUCUGUGGGCGAUGAAGCCGGAGGUGACGACGAAGAAGAAGAAGGUGACGACACCGCCGGAUUGAAAGAUCUCGCCGCGGACACAACAGUAAAGAAAAGAAAAAAGCCCAAGAAGAAACGCAAGGCGCCCCAGCAGACCAGUCCUCCACGCACGCCAGUGUCUGAGCUGUUCAAGCUAAGCUAUCCCACUGGACAGCUCAGUCUAUAUGAGAACACUAGUCGCGUAACCGAUGAGGAAGCACGCUACACGUCACGGCUUUUCACCGAGGACUGCCUCUCUGACUAUCGCCAAGCAGCUGAGAUCCAUCGUCAGGUCCGCCAAUAUGCGCAGAAAGAGGUCAUCAAGCCCGGUGUGGCCAUGUCGACGAUCGCUGAGGCUAUCGAGGAAGGUAUCUACGCUCUCACUGGCCAUCCAGGACGUGACACUGGUGACUGCUUGAAAGCAGGACCGGGCUUCCCGACUGGACUUUGUCUGAACAAUGUGGCUGCUCACUGGACUCCAAAUCCUGGUGCCAAAGAGGUGAUUCUUCAGGAAAGUGAUGUGCUGUCUGUGGAUUUUGGCGUUCACGUCAACGGUAACAUUGUCGAUUCGGCUUUCACUGUGACGUUCGAUGAGACGUACGAUCCGUUGCUGAACGCUGUGAAGGAGGCUACCAACACUGGCAUUGCCUACGCCGGCAUUGACGCCAGGAUGAGUGAGAUUGGUGCCUCGAUCCAGGAACUGAUGGAGAGCUACGAAGUCGAAGUCAAAGGUAAGACUUUGCCCGUCAAAGCUGUGCGCGACCUCACUGGGCACAACAUUCUGCCUUAUCGCAUCCAUGGCGAGAAGCAAGUGCCGUUCGUAAAGAACAACAGCAGGCAGAAGAUGGAGAAAGGCGAUGUCUUUGCGAUCGAGACGUUGGGCAGCACGGGUACAGGCGUCAUGAUGGAUGAUGUCGGAGUAUACGGCUACUCUCGCAAUGAGGGCAUAAGUGCCAGCUCGGUUUCUUCCAGCUCUGCAAAGUCGUUGCUGAAGACGAUCGAUGGGAACUUCGCCACCAUCCCAUUUUCGCGUCGAUUCCUCGAGCGCUUGGGUGUAGAGAAGUAUCAUUUCGGGAUGAGACAUCUCGUCGAUGCUGGGGUUGUUGAGGAGUAUGCGCCGCUCGUGGACAGGAAAGGGUCCAUGGUAGCACAGUUUGAGCAUACGAUCCUGCUGCAUAGCGGUGGCAAGGAAGUCAUCAGUCGUGGCGAUGACUAUUGA